Arachis ipaensis is the source of this 1338-nucleotide messenger RNA. RefSeq lists its product as uncharacterized. Lineage: Eukaryota; Viridiplantae; Streptophyta; Magnoliopsida; Fabales; Fabaceae. The record is from RefSeq and is a predicted model, not a curated record.
AUGAUUGCAGCAGAGCUUCCCGUUAUGCCAGAUGGUAAAUUUACUAUGGGAAUGGAAUUCAGUUCUAGGGAGGCAGUAAUUAAGGCGAUGAAAGAUUAUACAAUCUGUAGAGGUGUAGAUUAUCGGGUGCAUGAGUCAGAACCGACGACAUUCUAUGCUAAAUGCACCCAGUAUGGCGCAGGAUGUGAUUGGCUGAUCAGGGUGAGCAAAAUGUCCAAAAAGUUCUGUUGGGAGAUAAGGAGGUACAAUGGUAGUCACACAUGUACUAGGGCCACCAUUUUUCAAGAUCAUUCAAAGCUAGAUUCUAACACAGUUGCAGAAGCAAUAAAGCCAUUGGUAGAAGUUGACCCGUCUAUAAAAGUGAAAUCAGUGAUUGCGGAAGUACAGGCAAAGUUUAACUACAUUAUAAGUUAUCGCAAAGCAUGGUUGGCAAAACAGAAGGCAGUGGAGUCAAUUUUCAGAGGUUGGAAAGCUUCCUACGAAGCCUUGCCGAUAUGGUUUGAGGCCAUGUGUCACAAGGAGCCAUCCGCAGUCGUUCAUUCUGAAACAAUGCCUGUGUAUCAGGGAGAUGACUUGGUUCCUAAUAUUCGUGUACUACACCGAGUCUUCUGGAGUUAUUACCCUUGUAUUAGAGCAUUCAGACAUUGCAAGCCAAUAGUGCAGGUAGACGGAACUCAUUUGUAUGGAAAAUACAAGGGUUGUUUGUUGGUUGCAGUCUUACAGGAUGGCAACAAGAACAUCGUACCUAUUGCAUUUGCGAUAGUUGAGGGAGAGACAUCUGAGGCUUGGCACUUUUUUCUUAGUAACUUGCGACAGCAUGUUGUGACACGUGAUGGUGUGUGCCUUAUCUCCGAUCGGCACGAUUCCAUUAGGUCAGCUAUUGCUCGUAGUAACGGAGCUUGGUCUCCUCCCAAAGCAUUCCACAUGUUCUGCAUCAGACAUAUAGAGUCCAAUUUUUUGAGGAAGUUCAAGGCUCUGCAUCUGCAGAAGCUUAUCGUCAACAUCGGAUACUCGCGAACAGUUCGCAAGUACGAGACGCAUUAUCAGCGUUUACGCAAGCGGGGUAAGGCUUAUACCAACUGGUUGGAUCGGAUUCCACGUGAGCACGGGCAGCAGGUAACAUCCAAGUUAGUUGCUUUGACCGACAGAAUGAGGUAUUUGAAGUGCGUGAGUGUCCCAGUGGUGUGGAGUAUGCAGUGGACCUCCGUCGACAACGGUGUGACUGUGGUGAAUUUCAAGUUGACCGGCUUCCGUGUUGACAUGUGUUUGCUUGUUGUGCAAACCAGCGGCCGAUUCUCACGCUCCCAGUUACGCCACCGACAUCGGACAAUUCGAUAA